AUGGCAUUAAUUAAGUUAUUUAUUUCUGAAUGUAAUGAAUGUAAAAUAAAACGUGCAAAACCAAAAGACUCAUCGAAAUUAGUAGUAAGUCCAAUUAUUUCAAAUGAUUUUCAUUCACGUGGCCAAGUUGAUUUAAUUGACAUGCAAUCUUCUCCUGAUGGUAAAUUUAAGUUUGUAUUAAAUUAUCAAGAUCAUUUUACAAAAUUUUGUAUUUUACGACCACUUAAAUCAAAAACCGCAGCAGAUGUCGCGUACAAUUUAUUAGAUAUUUUUACUACAUUUCGUGCACCUGCAAUCUUACAAUCAGAUAAUGGCCGUGAAUUCGUUGCAAAAGUUAUUGAAGAAUUAGCAUUAAUAUGGAAAGAUCUUAAAAUUAUCCACGGAAAACCUCGUCAUCCACAAUCGCAAGGAUCUGUGGAAAGAUCUAAUCAAGAUACAAAGCAAUUAUUAGGGAGAUGGAUUCGCGAAAAUAACUCCAAUAAAUGGACCGAAGGCUUGCGCUUCGUAAAAUUUCAAAAAAAUUCAUGUUUUCAUCGGGUAUUAAAUAAUAGUCCAUAUGCAGUUUUAUUUGGCAAUCAACCAAAAUUAGGUUUAUCAUCAACAUGUUUACAUCCUUCUAUUUUUAAUGAUAUAACAACAGAAGAAGAAUUAACAAAAAUGAAUUAG
Rotaria socialis is the source of this 666-nucleotide messenger RNA. The record is from the annotation of a GenBank genome assembly. Lineage: Eukaryota; Metazoa; Rotifera; Eurotatoria; Philodinida; Philodinidae.